AUGGUGGUCUGUCAAAAGAAGCCGUCGUCCGCGUCGAAAUGCGAAACGCGAACUGAGAAGCAUACCUGCGAGACGACUCGGUGGACUCAAUGUUGGCAGAUGCUCAGCAAAAGCUGCGAUCACUCAAGGGGAGUCGUAGGUCGAGGCGAGCAGCGGAGGCAGAGGCAACGUCGCAUGAGCCUACAUAAUUCGGUGUCGUUGUUAGACCGUGUGAUUUCUCGCACGACAUCCGGCGGCUUGGCGGUGUUCUUCUGGCAAAUUCUGAGAAGCGAAAUGGCAGCGGCGUGCAUGAACCUGAGUGGAAAAGCUCCACCUGAGUGUGUUGUGCUUUCGGUUCGGAAGCUUGAUGAAGUCAAAGCCUGA
Molecule: messenger RNA, 363 nt
Organism: Pseudozyma hubeiensis SY62
Lineage: Eukaryota; Fungi; Basidiomycota; Ustilaginomycetes; Ustilaginales; Ustilaginaceae
Product: potential fungal transcription factor
Exons: 1
Coding region: 1-363 (120 amino acids)
Source: RefSeq, a predicted model, not a curated record